Messenger RNA from Heterostelium album PN500, 591 nucleotides. RefSeq names its product eS7 family ribosomal protein (gene rps7). Gene Ontology annotation, biological process: translation; rRNA processing; ribosomal small subunit biogenesis. Gene Ontology annotation, molecular function: structural constituent of ribosome. The record is from RefSeq and is a predicted model, not a curated record. Gene Ontology annotation, cellular component: small-subunit processome; cytosolic small ribosomal subunit; 90S preribosome. Bases 1 to 591 code for a protein of 196 amino acids. The transcript is spliced from 2 exons. NCBI's taxonomy places the organism in Eukaryota, Evosea, Eumycetozoa, Acytosteliales, Acytosteliaceae.
AUGCUUACCACCAAGAAGAAGAUUGUCAAACCAGCCGGUAAGGAACCAACCGAGACUGAAAACACCAUCGCCCAAGCUCUCUUGGAUUUGGAGCAAAACGACUUCAAGGAUUUGAAGGAUCUCCAAAUUGUCUCUGCCAAGGAGUACGAUGUCUCCGAAGGAAAGAAGGCUAUCGUUAUCUUUGUCCCCUUCCGUCAACUCAAGGCUUACCACAAGAUUCAACAAAAGUUGGUUUGGGAGUUGGAAAAGAAGUUGGGUGGUAAGACCGUUAUGUUCAUUGCCCAAAGAAGAAUCAUCCACAAGGUUUCUUCAACCAACAAGGUCAAGCAACAAAAGGUACCAAUCUCCCGUACCAUCAAGGCUGUCCACGAUGCCAUGUUAGACGACCUCGUCUUCCCAACCAACAUUGUCGGAAGAAGAUUGAGAUACAGACUCGACGGUACCAAGCUCCACAAGGUCUAUUUGGAUCGUAAGGAAAUGACUGUCACCGAACACAAGCUCGACUCAUUCUCUGCUGUUUACCACAAAUUGACUGGUAAGGACGUCGUUUUCGAAUUCCCAGUUCAAUCUGCCUCCUCUGAACAAAACUAA